AUGCCUAGUAAGCCUGAGUCCCAAGUGGUUUGCCCAGACUGUAAUGAGAAAUUAAAAAAAUGUUUAAUACAGCAGAAUUACGCCAUUAUCAUAUGUCCCAGCCCCACCUGUGGCUAUCCUUUCAACCAACGGGACGUGCUCGAGAACUUAACGUACGUAGACGAUAAUGACGUGUUGAAAGUUGCAAAGAAAAGACUGUCCACACGAACCAAACCAUGA
Messenger RNA from Saccharomyces kudriavzevii IFO 1802, 219 nucleotides. RefSeq lists its product as uncharacterized. The transcript has a single exon. The coding region runs from base 1 to 219 and encodes 72 amino acids. The record is from RefSeq and is a predicted model, not a curated record. NCBI's taxonomy places the organism in Eukaryota, Fungi, Ascomycota, Saccharomycetes, Saccharomycetales, Saccharomycetaceae.